CUCACACCCAACACCACCAUCACUACAAGAAAUCCCUCUCUACUCACAGCCAAUACACAUCAACUUCCUAUACCUUCACCAUGAAGUCCCCAAUCUACCUCCUAACCGCACUGCUCCCCCUGACCCUGGCCCUGCCCUCCGCCGAAGAAGCCGACGUCGACUCCGAGGACAUCGACGUCCACCUCGCGGCCAGAAAGUCAUGCAAGUCCAACAAGCAGAUCAACUACUACCAAUGGCCUGUAGUCCAGACCGGAAGCUAUCAGGCGCAGACCAACGUCGAUUACCGGUGCAAAUGGAGAAACGGCGACUGGUAUAAGACGGGCAAGGGCUGGUGGGUUAGCGGAAGUAAUGUUCCCAGUGGUUGCAAGAGCGGCUUGCCUACCUGCAGCGUCUGAGUCUGAUGGAUUGCGUGCUUGUUUUGGGAUGGGACUGCUCCCUCGCAACCUUCUGCGCUAUGUUUC
Messenger RNA from Aspergillus fijiensis CBS 313.89, 461 nucleotides. RefSeq lists its product as uncharacterized. The record is from RefSeq and is a predicted model, not a curated record. The transcript has 3 exons. The coding region runs from base 81 to 395 and encodes 104 amino acids. Lineage: Eukaryota; Fungi; Ascomycota; Eurotiomycetes; Eurotiales; Aspergillaceae.